UCAUAUCUGUGUGAGAAAGGCGUGACUCCCGGGAGCGCGCACGUUGCGGAGCCCGCGCGGAUUGCUGGCGCUGUGUGCACGCACGUCGGUCAGCUGCGGUUGCGCGGCCUCACGUCGGCCCCGACCGUGAGGUCCCGGAACCAUGUGGAAGCUGCUCCCUGUCGCGGGCCUGGCCCGAGACCCGUGAACUCUUCAGACUCUAAUGGAAGCUACGGGCCCAUUCCUCUAGAAAGAAAUAACCUUACAGGCUUUUGACUGGUGUUGAGUACAUUGUUGGAAGGAAAAACUGUGGCAUUCUAAUUGAAGAUGAUCAGUCAAUCAGUCGAAAUCAUGCUGUGUUAACUGCUAACUUUUCUGUGUCCAAACUGAGUCAAACGGAUGAAAUUCCUAUAUUGACAAUAAAAGAUAAUUCUAAGUAUGGUACCUUUGUUAAUGAGGAAAAAAUGCAGAAUGGCCUUACCUUAACUUUGAAGACAGGGGAUAGAGUUACUUUUGGAGUGUUUGAAAGUAAAUUCAGAGUAGAGUAUGAGCCUUUGGUUGCAUGCUCUUCUUGUUUAGAUGUUUCUGGGAAAACUGCUCUAAAUCAAGCUGUAUUGCAACUUGGAGGACUUACUAUAAACAAUUGGACAGAAGAAUGUACUCACCUUGUCAUGGUAUCAGUUAAAGUUACCAUUAAAACAAUAUGUGCACUCAUUUGUGGACGUCCAAUUGUAAAGCCAGAAUAUUUUACUGAGUUUCUUAAAGCAGUUCACUCCAAGAAACAGCUUCCACAAAUUGAAAGUUUUUACCCACCUAUUGAUGAACCAGCUAUUGGAAGUAAAAACAUAGAUCUGUCAGGACGACAAGAAAGAAAACAAAUCUUCAGAGGGAAAACAUUUGUAUUUCUAAAUGCCAAACAGCAUAAAAAAUUAAGCUCAGCGGUUGUUUUUGGAGGAGGAGACGCUAAACUGGUAACAGAAGAAAAUGAAGAAGAAGAUAGUUUCUUUUCAGCGCCUGGAACUUGUGUUGUUGAUGUAGGAAUAACAAAUACACAGACCUUAAUUCCUGACUCUCAGAAAAAAUGGAUUCGUUCAGUUAUGGAUAUGCUCCAAAGACAGGGUCUUAGACCUAUUCCUGAAGCAGAAAUUGGAUUGGCAGUUAUUUUCAUGACUACAGAGAAUUACUGUGAUCCCCAGGGCCAGCCCAGUACAGGAUUGAAGACGACAACUCCAGGGCCAAGUCUUUCCCACGACUUAUCAGUCAGUGAAAAACUAAGGCCAAGUGUCCCAGUGGAUGCCAUGACAUAUGUAGCUGACACAGAAUCAGAGCAAGCAGAUACAUGUAUGGAUUUGAGUGAAAGGCCAGAAGGAAUCAAAAUCUCCAGAAUGGAAGAAAAAUUCAGAUUGCCUUCUCAAAAAACAUUCACUGCAAAGGAACCCUCCAAAAUAAGCUCUAACAAUAAUAAAAAUGUAGUAUCAAAUACUCUGGUAAGGAUGAAAAUCCCAAGCUAUCAUCUUUCACCAGCUAAACUCCCAGACGUAAAUAAAAGUAGAGAUCAGGCUUUUCAGCAGAAGACCAACUCCAUCAAGAAUUACUUUCAGACGUCUACCAAAAAAAGGGAAAGGGAUGAAGAAAAUCAAGGAAUUUCUUCAUCUAAAUCAGCAAGAAUAGAAAUGUCCUGUUCUCUUUUAGAACCAACACAACCUGCUACACCCUCAAUAUGGAACAAUAAGGAGCAGCAUCUAUCUCAGAAUGAGCCUACUGGAAAAAAAACAGAUAACUUAUUUACAGAUACAGAUUUAAAAUCCACUGUGAACAACUCUGCCAAUAAAUCUCUUUCUAUGGAAAAACCAAGAUCAGAAAAAAGAAAAGAAAUUGAUGAUUUGGUCAUAGAAAAUGAAGUAUUGGAACAGUUAUUCAAGAACACAAAGCCAGAGUUAGAAAUUGCAGUGAAAGUUCCAAAACAAGAGGAUGGUGUCAGUGUUAGAAAAAGACCAAGAUUGGAAAUAGAAACAAAUGGCAUUUUUAAUGAUGAAGUAAUACCAGAAAGUAACAAAGUAUCUGAAGAAGAUGAAAUUGGGAAAAAAUGUGAGCUCAAGAAAGAUUCACUAUGGUCAACUAAAGAACUCUCUAACAGUGAUGAACUUCUGGAUGAUGGUCAGAUGCUUCCAAGGAAGAUGUUACUGACUGAGUUUAGAUCACUGGUGGUCAAUAACUCUACCUCCAGAAAUGCAUCCAGUGUAAGUAAUGAUUAUGGUCAGCUAAAGAACUUCAAGAAAUUCAAAAAGGUCACAUUUCCUGGAGCAGGAAAACUUCCACACAUCAUUGGAGGAUCAGAUCUAAUAGCCCAUCAUACUCGGAAGAAUAGUGAAUUAGAAGAGUGGUUAAAGCAGGAAAUGGAGGUGCAAAAUCAACAUGCAAAAGAAGAAUCUCUUGCUGAUGAUCUCUUUAGAUAUAAUCCUAAUAUUAAAAGGAGAAGAUAACUGAGGAUUUUAUAAAGAAGCCAUGGAAAGACAUUUACUUCAGGUUUCUUUGAUACAUGCAUAUCAUAUAUAGAGAGUUUUAAGUUACAAAUAUUUUAUGGCCUAAAUUGUUAAAUAAAACACACAAAACUUCA
Messenger RNA from Manis pentadactyla (Chinese pangolin), 2596 nucleotides. RefSeq names its product nibrin (gene NBN). NCBI's taxonomy places the organism in Eukaryota, Metazoa, Chordata, Mammalia, Pholidota, Manidae. Gene Ontology annotation, biological process: double-strand break repair via homologous recombination; telomere maintenance; mitotic G2 DNA damage checkpoint signaling. Gene Ontology annotation, cellular component: nucleus; Mre11 complex. The record is from RefSeq and is a predicted model, not a curated record. The coding region runs from base 444 to 2462 and encodes 672 amino acids. The transcript has 18 exons. Gene Ontology annotation, molecular function: protein binding; damaged DNA binding.